Molecule: messenger RNA, 1044 nt
Organism: Trichoplax adhaerens
Lineage: Eukaryota; Metazoa; Placozoa; Uniplacotomia; Trichoplacea; Trichoplacidae
Exons: 11
Coding region: 1-1044 (347 amino acids)
Biological process (GO): mitotic spindle assembly checkpoint signaling; attachment of mitotic spindle microtubules to kinetochore
Cellular component (GO): kinetochore; nuclear envelope; mitotic spindle
Source: RefSeq, a predicted model, not a curated record
AUGGCUGCGUUUAGUAAAUGGAAAGCCAUCGACGAGAACAGUAAACCAAUGGCUAGUCAGCAAAAUACUGCAUACGAAGCGUUAGUUACUAAAUUAGCUACUGCUCAAAAGGACUUACUUGCUUUCAAGGAAAGAGAUGGUAUAAGGAAUGUGCUGAAUAGCUUUAAUGCGGAUGAUAUCUGCGACCAAGCUGCUUCUCAACUACUCAAGACAGAAAAAGACUUAGAAGCUUGCUAUAAGCGUAUCGAACAGUUGGAGGCAGAAGUUGAAAGUCAGAGGACUUUAAGAAGAAUUGAUAACAGAGAUCUUAAAGAGAGAACAGUUCAUCUGGAGACGAAGUCUCCAAGUAAUACUAGUAGUACCGAGUACGAUGCUUUGCGUGAGCCUUGGCGAAGUAUUAGGGAGCGGCUAGCAAUCUUGGAAAGGGAAAAGGUCGAGUGGUUAGAAGAAAAAGAAAGCUAUGAAGGAAUAAAAGAAAAGAAGCACUUGCAGGGCUACUAUGAUCCAUUAACAACCAAAAUUAUACACUUCCGCAACAACCCUGCUUUUUUAGCUGCUGAAAAUCGAAAACUGGUAUUACAACAGCUACGACGCGAAUGUGACCGUUUGAAAGAAAUCAUUCUGGGGUCUGAAUCUUCGAACCCUUCUAACUUAAAAAUUUUACAGAAAGAGAUACGAGAGUUACGUGAACAACUAGCUAAUGCAGAAAAAUUUAAUCAGCGCUUAAAAGAGAUAGUUAGAGAAAAGAUAAAAGUAUUUCGUGAAGCGUGCUAUAUCUUGACUGGCUAUAGAAUUGAUGAUAUAGGCGAAAAUAGAUACAAAUUACAAUCUAUUUAUGCGGAACAUCCUGGCGAUUACCUCAUUUUUAGUAUUGCAACUGGAGGGAAAGUUAAUCUGCUAGAAACAGAUUUUUUGAAUACUAUCGCUGACUUGCUAGACAAAUAUGUUUCUGCCUAUAACGCUAUUCCAGCACUAUUAAGUGCUGUUACUAUGCAGCUAUUUAAUUUACAAACUAUACAGUUGACAUCAUCUGAUGCGUUGUAA